UUUGCAAAGGGAAAAGAGACUGGUUUGAGGGGAUCUAAUUUCUAAAAGUCGCCGAUGACUAGGGCACAGUUUUAACGGUUUCGAGUUGAUUUCUAGUCAAAUUCGGGUCACCCCGUAGAACGAGAAGCAAGGGAUUUUUCACGGGAGAGGACUCUGUAGAGGACACCUUUGAAUACAAACAUUUUAAAGCUUUGCUAGGGAUCCGCAGUGUGUGGACAGAAGUAUUGUUUUGGUUGUGGAAGCUGUGUGGAAAGCGACGGGGGUCUUACCCAGGUCCCCUUAUUCGCUAUUCAGAUCAUCCAGAGUGGACAUAAAACGGCCUUGUGGAUGCACUUAGAUGUCUGCAAUGACUGCUGUGGCUGGCAUGCCUCAGUGUUUUGGACUCCCAUUCUCUGGACUCAGUAGGACAAGAACUGAUCAGCAGAGAACGUCAUGAGCAUAGUCAUCCCAGUAGGGGUGGACACAGCAGACACCUCAUACCUGGACAUGGCUGCGGGCUCAGACAGACCAGAAUCGGUGGAGGCCAGCCCUGUGGUGGUGGAAAAGUCCAGCUACCCACACCAGAUCUACAGCAGCAGCUCUCACCAUUCCCACAGUUACAUUGGCCUGCCUUACGCUGACCAUAACUAUGGGGCGCGGCCCCCACCCACACCACCGGCCUCCCCUCCCCCCUCCAUGUUGAUCCGACAAGGAGAGGGGGGGUUGUUUGUUCCAGGGGGCCAGGACGAAGCAUCUAGGGGCACCACGCUCAGCACCUCAGAGGAUGGCAGCUACGGGGCUGACAUCACCCGCUGCAUCUGUGGCUUCACCCACGAUGACGGCUACAUGAUCUGCUGUGACAAGUGCAGUGCCUGGCAGCACAUAGACUGCAUGGGCAUCGACAGGCAGAACAUUCCUGAGACCUACCUGUGUGAACGCUGUCAACCACGACACCUGGAUCGAGAGAGGGCCAUCCUACUGCAGACCAGGAAACGAGAAUGUUUGUCUGAUGGGGACACCAGUGCUACAGAGAGCGGAGAUGAGGUGCCACUAGAGCUGUACUCCACCUUCCAACACACGCCUACCACCAUCACCCUCACUACGGGGCGCCUUGGCAAUAAGCAGACUGAUAAAAAACGUAAAAAGAGUGGUGAUAAAGAGCCUCCAGCAUCUUCUGCCCGAGCUAAGAAGGCCUUCCGAGAAGGGUCCAGAAAAUCCUCCAGAGUAAAGGGUGCAGCUCCGGAGCAGGAGCCGACAGAGCACCCGUCUCUGUGGGAGAACAAGAUCAAGACGUGGAUGGAGCGUUACGAGGAGGCCAGCAGCAAUCAGUACAGUGAGGACGUCCAGGUCCUGUUGCGUGUUAAAGAGCAAGGCGACGGGAAGAGCCUGGCGUACAACACGCACCCCGCCUCUUUCAAACCGCCUGUGGAGAGUCAAGUUCAGAAGAACAAGAAGAUCCUCAAGGCGGUGCGAGACUUGGCCCCAGACUCCCUCAUCAUUGAGUACAGGGGAAAGUUCAUGCUUCGACAGCAGUUUGAGGCCAACGGAUACUUCUUCAAGAGGCCAUACCCAUUUGUGUUAUUUUAUUCUAAAUUUGACGGACUGGAGAUGUGUGUGGACGCUCGCAGCUUCGGCAACGAGGCACGCUUCAUCCGUCGCUCCUGUACCCCCAACUCUGAAGUGCGGCACGUCAUCGAGGAUGGCAUGCUGCAUUUAUACAUCUACUCACUGAGGCCUAUCAACAAAGGCACAGAAAUCACCAUUGGUUUUGAUUAUGACUAUGGCAGCUGUAAAUACAAGGUGGACUGUGCCUGUGUGAAGGGGAACCAGGAGUGCCCGGUGCUCAAGCACAAUCUAGAACCCACAGAGAACCUGGUCGCCGGAGGCCGGCGCCGGGGGAGUCGCAAGGACAAGGAGACGGUGCGGGACGACCAGGGCCAGAACCAGAACAUGGGUUUGGACGGUGAGGGCAAGAGCAAGACUGUAGGCGACGGCAAACAGAGGAAACUCUCUCCUCUGCGCCUCUCCAUCUCCAACAACCAGGAUCCUGAGUUAUAUGAGGAUCUAGAAGACAGAACCUCCGUUAGCAAUGAAGUAGAGAUGGAGUCAGAGGAGCAGAUUGCAGAGAGGAGGAGGAAGAUGGCCAGCCCAGAGGAGCAGUCCCAUCUCCCUGUCUGGGCGGCUUCCAGCUGGAAGAGACUGAAACACAAGGAGACACGAGAAGAGAGGAAGAUGGAGGCCAUCCUGCAAGCCUUUGCCCGGAUGGAGAAGAGGGAGAAACGUAGAGAGCAGGCCCUGGAAAGAAUCGGGAGCGUCAAGACGGAGGUCGGUGGCCGCAGUGACAUCAAGGAGGAGCCUCCAGCCACGCCGGAGACGGCAGAUUCUCCUGCUGUCAUGCAGCCACUUCUGGAGGUGAAAGAGGAGCCAGGUUUAAAGCCGGCCAAGGUCAAAAGCUCAAGGAACAGGAAAAGUUUCUCAAGGAACCGCACGCACAUCGGCCAACAGCGCCGGCGAGCUCGCACCAUCAGCACCUGUUCCGACUUGGCCCCUGGCUCCCCGACUGAGUCGGUGGAGCCUCUGACCAAUGAGGCCCCCGAAGGAGAGACGCCCACCGCACCAGAGCCUGAGGCCAUCCUCGCCCAAGCACCGGACACCAGCCCUCCACAGAGCAGCUCACCCGCACCCGACAGAAACCGCACCGGGAGCAAGAACUUCAAAACUAAAAAGCACUUUGUGAGUGAGUGGGUGGGAGAGAAGCAGCAGGACCGCGGCGCAGUACGGACCCCAGAGCCGGCCCCCGAGAGGCCGCUCAGAAUAAGCAGUGACCCCGAAGUACUUGCCACACAGCUCAACGCCCUCCCAGGCAUGGCCUGCUCUCCGCAGGUCUACAGCACGCCCAAACACUACGUCCGCUUCUCGUCCCCGUUCCUGGUUAAUCGCAGCCCCACCACUCCAGGAGUCCCCACAGGAAGACGGCGCUCCAGAGAACUGCCUGAAACGCCGCCAACCACUGGCUCCUGCAAGAAGCGAUGGUUGAAGCAGGCUCUAGAGGAGGAGGGCUCCACCAGCCCAGCCAGACGACCGAGUCUUCUCAUGCCCAGUGAGGGUCCCCUCAGCCCCUCCAUCAACGGAGACUCUGACAGCCCUCUACCCUACAACGGCACCUGCUCACUACCAGAGUUGCCCACACCUUUGAAAAAGCGCCGGUUGAGUCCAUUAGACGCCUGCAUGUCCGAGAGCUCGACACCGUACGGCUCACCUUGUGCCACGCCCACCAGGGCAGACCAAUCGGAGACACCCGCAACCCCCAUCUUACUGGCUACCCCACCGCGUCCCCGAACCGAGGAGCCAAGCACAGAACCCCCACCCAGCACCCCAACGCAGCCACUUAACGCCCUUCAGGAGAGUGAAUCUUCAGUAGAAAACUCCCCAGAGGUCAGCCGGAAACCCAGCGUGCAAGAGGCCGACCGUCCUCCUUCGUUGGUCUCCUCUCCCUGCGUCAGAGCUCCCAGUUCAGACGGACUCCCGACAGAAGCCAAGGUCUCAGUUCCUGAGAGUCCACAGCCUCCAGCUGCUGAGUCCGUGGACUGCGGAGAGGACCGAGCAGAUGGCAUCGUCGUGGAGGGCGGUAGCGAGGCUUCCUCGUCCGCAGAAACGUGUGCUUCCUCUUUUUCUGGCUGGAUCAAAAGCCCAGACAGAGGCCCGACUGGACCAGCUGGCCUGAACUUCUCUCCAGUCAACUCAAACUUAAGGGACCUCACCCCCUCACACACCCUGGAGCCUCUGGUGGCUCCCUUCAGGCCCGAGGCUGCAGCUGGGGCUGCGGCAGGGUCCGCAGCGGGGACAGGGUCGUUGGUCGGCUCUCAGGCCCCCUUUAGUGAAGGCCAGGGGCAGCUCUUUUACCCCUGCUCCGAGGAGGGAAGCUCACUCGGCUUCUCACGUUCACUGAAUGGGGACACCGCUGGCGAAGGAGGAGGGUCGGCACAGAAUCCUCCACAGAAGAAAAAGGUGAGUGAGAAGUACUGA
Molecule: messenger RNA, 4005 nt
Organism: Epinephelus lanceolatus (giant grouper)
Lineage: Eukaryota; Metazoa; Chordata; Actinopteri; Perciformes; Serranidae
Source: RefSeq, a predicted model, not a curated record